UAUCUCAAAUUCCUAUCUAUUCAUUAACCCCAGUGUUUAUCGUACAGUCCGAAGAAGAAGUCACUUUACUGUUUGUUUGUUUUACUUCUCUCAUCGCUUCCUGCAUCCUCAUCAUCGUGAUCAUGCAAACCUUGAGGAGCUAUUUUACACCAUGGUCAUCUGAUGUAAGGUUGGAUGGCAAAACUGUAGUGAUUACUGGCGCUAAUACCGGGAUUGGCAAAGAGACUGCCAUUGAUUUGGCCAAAAGAGGUAUGCGGGUCAUCAUAGCCUGCAGAGAUAUGGAGAAAGCUGAUGAAGCUACGAAAGAGAUUGCUGAAGUUUCUGGGAAUCAGAAUGUUGUCUGCAAAAAACUUGACCUGGCCGACUCCAACUCCAUUAGAGAAUUUGCCCAGAAUAUCAACAGUGAGGAGAAACAACUCAAUAUCCUGAUUAACAAUGCUGGAGUGAUGGCCUGUCCGUAUGGUAAAACAGCAGAUGGUUUUGAGAUGCAAAUCGGAGUCAACCACAUGGGUCACUUCCUCCUGACAUUUCUAUUAAUUGACCUACUUAAAAGAUCAGCUCCAGCUCGGAUCGUCACAGUGUCAUCCAUGGCACAUAAGUGGGGGACCAUCAAUCUGGAUGACAUUAACAGUGAGAAGAGCUAUGAUAAAUCAAAAGCUUACAGCCAAAGUAAACUAGCCAAUGUGCUCUUCACUCGCUGCUUAGCCAAAAAACUACAAGGUACGGGAGUGACGACAUAUGUCCUUCAUCCUGGUGUAGUGCAGACAGAACUGUGGAGGCACAUGAAUCGACCCCAACAGGCAGCCAUUUGGUUGAUCAAGCCCUUUACCAAGACAUCGGUGCAGGGAGCUCAAACCACUAUCUACUGUGCAGUAGCUCCUGAGCUGGAGACAAAGAGUGGCAACUAUUACAGUGACUGUGCACCUGCAAACUGCUCUAGUGCUGCUAUGGAUGAUGAUGUGGCACAGCGACUCUGGGACCUUAGCUGCCAGAUGCUCAGGAUAACAUGGGACUAAAUCUGCUGACUGAUUGUUGUAAAGCAAAUAUCUCAGUGUAGUUUCCUAGCAGAGUCUUAAAUUGCCCAAGAAAUGGCUUGAUGGCCAUGAAUUGAUUGCAUAUAUUGACAUAUUUUCUUUUAAAACAGCUAGUCAGGAAGG
Ictalurus furcatus (blue catfish) is the source of this 1157-nucleotide messenger RNA. RefSeq names its product retinol dehydrogenase 12, like (gene rdh12l). The record is from RefSeq and is a predicted model, not a curated record. The coding region runs from base 123 to 1016 and encodes 297 amino acids. The transcript has 7 exons. NCBI's taxonomy places the organism in Eukaryota, Metazoa, Chordata, Actinopteri, Siluriformes, Ictaluridae.